This is a messenger RNA of Racocetra fulgida, 379 nucleotides long. NCBI's taxonomy places the organism in Eukaryota, Fungi, Glomeromycota, Glomeromycetes, Diversisporales, Gigasporaceae. The record is from the annotation of a GenBank genome assembly.
AAUGAUGAUGAACUCCCUGUUGAUGAUGACAAUGAUAGAUUAAUAGAUGAACUUCAAGCAGAUAUUGAAGCACUUAAUUUUCCAAAUAUAAUGUAUCUUGAAGAAUAUAUCAAUUAUUUGGGUAAAAAAGAUAUACAUGAAGUAUUGAGUAAUCAGGAAAUUUUGAAACUGAUUAUUAAUUCUGAACCUGUAGAGAAUAAAAGCGUUGAAGAGGAAGAUGAUAGCAUGGAAAUAAGCCAAAUUAAAAUACUUGAACAAUACAUUGUGCAGAAAGAUUUCAGCGAAACAGCCCAAUCUGAAUAUGAUGAUACUUUAUUAAAAUUACAAAAUGAAAUAAGAAAAAUUCGCAUUGCCACUUUCAAGCAAACAAACAUUGAAA